AUGGGCUGGCGGCCGUCACGAGAAGACGUGGUUGGCCUGAUUUUGGCCGGCUCGGCGGCGGCGCUCACCUAUGCGUAUCUUCGACGCAGAGAAUCUAGUUUGAAGACGACGGGUAGGCCCUUCCUCGUCGACUCGAACAAGAAAUAUUCGGUUAAACUUGUCGCCCGCGAGCAUUUGGGGCGGAAUGUUGUCCGGUUACGCUUCGCCCUCCCAGACGACUGCUAUUUGGGCCUCGAGACCGGCCAGCAUAUUCAGCUAACCGCAGAGAUUGGUGAGAAAAGCGUGACCCGAAACUACACGCCCGUCUCGCUGGUCCGAGAAUUGGGCUAUUUUGAGCUGAUCAUAAAGGUCUACGACGAGGUGGCCGAGCAGCCGGGCCGUGGCGCCUUCUCGCGACACAUUGGGAAUUUGCCGAUUGGCGGAGAGGUCCUGGUCCGCGGCCCGGUCGGCCAAAACGUGUACCACGGCCGAGGGACCUGGACGGUCAAGAAAAAGACGCAGAAGCUGAGCCUCAAGGGCAUCAAGAAGCUGGGGCUGGUAGCUGGCGGCUCUGGGAUCACCCCAAUGCUACAGACUCUCCACCACGUCGCCAACGACCUCGACGACCCGACAGAGAUCGGGCUCGUUUUUGCCAACUCCAGCGAUGACGAUCUGUUCUUGCAGGAAUACCUGGACGCGUUGCGCGAGGCGUCGAAUAGCCGGCUGCAGGUGUGGUACACGCUGAGCACGAGCAAGAAGUCCGGCGCGGAUUGGCCGUAUUCGGUUGGGAGAAUCGAUCACCCAAUGCUCUCUCAGCGCCUUCCAUCGCCCGGCUCGGAGACGUUGAUCCUCAUCUGCGGCCCCCGUCCCUUCGAGACGACUGCCCUCGAGAUUUUAGCCCGUGUCGGCCACCACGAGAACAACAUCAUCACCCUG
Messenger RNA from Mesorhabditis spiculigera, 915 nucleotides. The record is from the annotation of a GenBank genome assembly. NCBI's taxonomy places the organism in Eukaryota, Metazoa, Nematoda, Chromadorea, Rhabditida, Rhabditidae.